Messenger RNA from Ochotona princeps (American pika), 2763 nucleotides. It is a transcript of the gene HID1, whose product is annotated as HID1 domain containing. Lineage: Eukaryota; Metazoa; Chordata; Mammalia; Lagomorpha; Ochotonidae. The record is from RefSeq and is a predicted model, not a curated record. Bases 89 to 2455 code for a protein of 788 amino acids. The transcript has 19 exons. Gene Ontology annotation, cellular component: Golgi medial cisterna; membrane; Golgi trans cisterna.
UCGGCUCCCGGCACAGCAGCGGGGGCGGCGGAGCCGGAGCUGAGGCUGGAGUCCGGGCGGGGGCCGGGUCGGUGCCGGCUCCGGAGACAUGGGGUCCGCCGACUCCAAGCUGAACUUCCGGAAGGCGGUGAUCCAGCUCACCACCAAGACGCAGCCUGUGGAAGCCACCGAUGACGCCUUUUGGGACCAGUUCUGGGCAGACACAGCCACCUCGGUUCAAGAUGUCUUUGCACUGGUGCCGGCGGCGGAGAUCCGGGCUGUGCGGGAAGAGUCGCCCUCCAACCUGGCCACCCUAUGCUACAAGGCCGUGGAGAAGCUCGUGCAGGGCGCCGAGAGCGGCUGCCCCUCGGAGAAGGAGCGACAGAUCGUGCUCAACUGCAGCCGCCUCCUCACACGUGUGCUGCCCUACGUUUUCGAGGACCCCGACUGGAGGGGCUUCUUCUGGUCCACGGUGCCGGGGACUGGCCGCGGAGGGCAGGGGGAAGAAGAUGAUGAGAACGCCCGGCCCCUGGCUGAGUCCCUGCUCCUGGCCAUCGCUGACCUGCUGUUCUGCCCGGACUUCACCGUGCAGAGCCAUCGCAGGAGCACCGUGGACUCGGCAGAGGAUGUCAACGCCCUUGACAGCUGCGAAUACAUUUGGGAGGCUGGCGUGGGCUUUGCUCACUCCCCACAGCCCAACUACAUCCAUGACAUGAACCGGAUGGAGCUGCUGAAGCUGCUGCUGACCUGCUUUUCUGAGGCCAUGUACCUGCCUCCAGCGCCGGAAAGUGGCAGCACCAACCCGUGGGUUCAAUUCUUUUGUUCUACAGAGAACAGACACGCCCUGCCCCUCUUCACCUCCCUGCUGAACACCGUGUGUGCCUAUGACCCUGUGGGCUACGGGAUCCCCUACAACCACCUGCUCUUCUCUGACUACCGGGAACCGCUGGUGGAGGAGGCUGCCCAGGUGCUCAUCGUCACCCUGGACCACGACAGUGCCACCAGCGCCAGUCCCACAGUGGACGGCACCACCACGGGCACUGCCAUGGACGAUGUUGAUCCUCCAGGGCCCGAGAACCUGUUUGUGAACUAUCUGUCCCGCAUCCACCGUGAGGAGGACUUUCAGUUCAUCCUCCGGGGCCUCGCCCGGCUGCUCUCCAACCCCCUGCUGCAGACCUAUCUGCCCAACUCCACCAAGAAGAUCCAGUUCCACCAGGAGCUGCUGGUCCUCUUCUGGAAGCUCUGUGACUUUAACAAGAAAUUCCUAUUCUUUGUGCUGAAGAGCAGCGAUGUGCUAGACAUCCUGGUCCCCAUCCUCUACUUCCUCAAUGACGCCCGCGCGGACCAGUCUAGGGUGGGCCUGAUGCACAUCGGGGUGUUCAUCCUGCUACUUCUGAGCGGGGAGAGGAACUUUGGGGUGCGGCUGAACAAGCCCUACUCGGGGCGCGUGCCCAUGGACAUUCCGGUCUUCACGGGCACCCACGCCGACCUGCUCAUCGUGGUGUUCCACAAGAUCAUCACGAGCGGCCACCAGCGCCUGCAGCCGCUCUUCGACUGCCUGCUCACCAUCGUGGUCAACGUUUCACCCUACCUCAAGAGCCUGUCCAUGGUGACUGCCAACAAGCUGCUGCACCUGCUCGAGGCCUUCUCCACCACCUGGUUCCUCUUCGCUGCCGCCCAGAACCACCACCUGGUCUUCUUCCUGCUGGAGAUCUUCAACAAUAUCAUCCAGUACCAGUUUGAUGGCAACUCCAACCUGGUGUACGCCAUCAUCCGCAAGCGCAGCGUCUUCCACCAGCUAGCCAACCUGCCCACUGACCCGCCAGCCAUCCACAAGGCCCUGCAGCGGCGUCGGCGUGCGCCUGAGCCCCUGUCCCGAACGGGCUCACAGGAAGGCGCCUCCAUGGAGGGCUCCCGCCCUGCAGCCCCUGCAGAGCCAGGCACCCUCAAGGCUAGCCUGGUAGCCACUCCAGGCAUCGACAAGCUGACGGAGAAGUCACAGGUGUCUGAGGAUGGUACCCUGCGGUCCCUGGAGCCGGAGCCCCAGCAGAGCCCGGUGGAUGGCAGCCCGGCCGAGGGGGAACCUGGCCGGGCCUGGAGGGAUCAACGGCGACCAUCCAAUGUGUCGGCCAGUGGCCAGUGGAGCCCGACACCCGAGUGGGUGCUCUCCUGGAAGUCCAAGUUGCCACUGCAGACCAUCAUGCGGCUGCUUCAGGUGCUGGUGCCUCAGGUGGAGAAGAUCUGCAUUGACAAGGGCCUGACAGAUGAGUCGGAGAUCCUGCGCUUCCUGCAGCAUGGCACACUGGUGGGGCUGCUGCCCGUGCCACACCCCAUCCUCAUCCGCAAGUACCAGGCCAACUCGGGCACAGCCAUGUGGUUCCGAACCUACAUGUGGGGCGUCAUCUACCUGAGGAACGUGGACCCCCCUGUGUGGUACGACACCGACGUGAAGCUGUUUGAGAUUCAGCGGGUGUGAGGCCGGAGUCUGCAGGGGCUGGGCCGCGGUGGGUGGCCUUGGUCCCUGAGGGCUCCCGCCACCGCCUUCUGAGGUUGGAGUGGUCACCGUCAGGGCAAGGGCAGUCAGAGUGUCCGGAUAAGACCCUCCCCAUGUGGGUGGACUCCUGGGGCUCCUGUUUCCAGGGAGUGAGGACCCUACCCAUGGCAUCCCCUCAAAGACCUGUUUCUAUACCACCACCCCAUGCUGUCCACCCCAGAAGACACUGAGCCCUUGUGAGGUUGGCCAGGAGGGGACUGAGGGCUGCCCCUUGCCCAUCCCCACCUCCU